GCUUUGGGAAAUCACUUCCAUGCUGCUCCAGGGUAAAGCAGAGACCGUCCCUCACUGGAAGAGUAAAGUCAUGGUGGAGCUCCAGCCACAGGAAGUCAUAGACGCAUUCCCAGGAUCCCCUCGUGUCCUCAACACGCAUGUUCGGUACAACCAACUUCCGGUACAAGCAAGAGAGAAGAAGUGUCGCAUUAUCUUUGUCCUGAGAAAUCCUAAGGAUGUUGUUGUGUCCUUCUUUAACCACCACAAGUCAUUCAAGAAUCUAUAUGGGGAGUACAAUGGAUCUUUAAAGGAUUAUCUCCCUUUCUACCUGGCUGGGAAAACGGACUACGGAUCCUGGUUUGACUAUGUCCUUGAGUGGGAGAAGGACAUCGAGGCCCAGCAAGACCGACACCCUAUACACAUAAUGUACUAUGAAGACAUGAAGCAGAAGCCCUUGGAGGAAAUCCGGAAGUUGGCAGUGUUUCUGGGAGUACCUACUGAUGACUCACUCUACAGCGCCGUGGCAGAGAAAUGUUCCUUUAAGAAUAUGAAGGGCGACAAGGAACCAUACGAUCCAAAGUUCAAGGGCCAACUUUUUGUUUACAGGAAAGGCCAAGUGGGAGACUGGCAGAACUGGCUGACACCGGAACAGAACGAGAUGUUUGACAAGUUGUACCAGGAGAAGAUGAAGGACAGCAAGUUCAAGGACAAAAUCAGGUUCACGCUUACAUAGGCACAUUGUAGGAUAUGACUCACAACGUAUACUAAAUGGUACAUAUAAUGACGGUAUAAAUACACAGUAAUCACUACCCCCAUGGACACAGCCAACGCUGUAGUAGCUGCUGUUCUAGUUUACAGAUUUUACCCAUAUUGUACGCAGACCAAACGGAGAAUGAGAAAUCCGAUCUCAAGCACGCAGGCUUGUAGUCAUUGUAGCCAUAUUGUUCAAAGCGAAAGAAUGCAUCGUAAACCAACCUCAGUAUUACUUCAAGCUUGACACGCUAACUUGAUAUUGGCAAAUACAAAUGGGUAUCUGAAGUUU
Messenger RNA from Haliotis rubra (blacklip abalone), 1021 nucleotides. Its product is annotated as sulfotransferase 1C4-like. The record is from RefSeq and is a predicted model, not a curated record. The coding region runs from base 20 to 712 and encodes 230 amino acids. Gene Ontology annotation, cellular component: cytoplasm. The transcript has 4 exons. Gene Ontology annotation, molecular function: sulfotransferase activity. Gene Ontology annotation, biological process: sulfation. NCBI's taxonomy places the organism in Eukaryota, Metazoa, Mollusca, Gastropoda, Lepetellida, Haliotidae.